Messenger RNA from Pocillopora damicornis (cauliflower coral), 1704 nucleotides. RefSeq lists its product as uncharacterized. The record is from RefSeq and is a predicted model, not a curated record. Lineage: Eukaryota; Metazoa; Cnidaria; Anthozoa; Scleractinia; Pocilloporidae. Gene Ontology annotation, biological process: spindle assembly; centrosome cycle; microtubule nucleation. Gene Ontology annotation, cellular component: mitotic spindle microtubule; HAUS complex; centrosome.
GCUUAAAAGUUAGUAUCCCCACCCUCCGUACCCUGUUUACCACCUUUUCGCGCGGCAGGCGGGAGUUCCAAACUACUGAAUCCGCCAUAUUUUUUCUUAAACAUAAGUGUGAAUACUUAUUUGAUUUCAGGGGGCGAUGUUUCGUUCUUCCUUCGUGGAAGAUACUUCCAACCCAUGGUCACCGUCUUCUACGUACAUCAAUGUUGGCUCCUUGCAAAAUAUUGUGAAUUUUGCCGAAAAGACGGGCCAUAUUGAUAGAAAAAAUGUUGACAUUGAAGGAAUUCGUCGAAGAGUUGAGAUGACAUCUCCUUCAGUGUCUUUAAUUAGAUUACUGAGAGAAAUCACAAGACUUGGCAAAGCUCUAGACAAGGUAAAUCUAGAAAUUCAGUGCCAUUUGAAAGAUGCUGAAACAAGGGACAUAACUCAUGUUGAUUUACUUGGAAGUAAGUGUCAACAGCUAGAGCAGUUAUCUAAUCAGCUGUCUGCUAUUAUUGAGAAAAAGGAUGAGCUUAUUUCAAGAUUGCAACAGCCUUUUGUAGGAGAAUUCCUGGAAAUAGAUGCUGCACAUCACAAGAACACAGCUGAGGUUCUGCCUAUGAUUGCAUCUAAUUUAGCAAACUUUCCAACUCUGCUGGAGAACAUGAUGUGGAUAAAGAACUUUUCACUUGCAGAUGGUCAAUUGCUUACUGUCCUGUCUCAUAUUGAAUCAUCAUUUGCUGAAAUUCAAAGUUUCUACCAAGCAUUGUGCCAGGGUCGUAAUCUCAUGUCACACCUACAGGAUGAACAUGGCAAACAAAGGGACUUAGCAUAAACAAAUGAAUCUGUACACUCCACUAUAGAACUAUGAAAAAAUGGAUUGAGACAAUGUGGAUUAACAUGUAUUGGUGGGAAGAAUUUAUUUUUGAUAGAGAGCAAGUAAAUAAACAGAAAAUGAACCAACCUUUAAUCCCUUAGGGACAACAUUUAAUGGGUACAAAAAAUGAUAUACAUAUAUUGCCAGCAAACACAGCCAUAUAUACUUCAAAAGAGUGGAGCUACUUGAAGUUUAACGUGUUUUAAACUAAAAUGAGGAAAAUUUUGAAAUGCUUUAAAUGAGCAAACAAGAUAAACAAACAGACAAACAACACACUCAAAGUCUCAAGAAAUUUUCUGUAAGCAUAUAACUGGUGGCACUCGCCAGAUAGACACAGUGUGAUUUUUUUUCAAUGGCCACAAGGUACAAAUAGAUUCUAUCAUGUUUGCCUCUUAUUAGCGAGAGAGAUCAGGGAAAAUUAAGGAACUCAGACAGGAAGUCAGGUGUAUAAAUGUUCAAAAUAUAUUAACUUAUGAUUGUAUGCUCAUUAUCUGAAAAUCCCAGUAUUAAAACGAAAUACCCUCUAAGCUACAUCACGUUGUAAUUUGUUCCAAUCGGCUACGAUUGAAGCUUCCCAAACUGCCACUGGGAAGACUAUGAAAAAUUACAUAUUUCUGCCUCUUUUGAUACGCCGGUUUUAACAACUGCAACGGUCGUAUCAAUUGGCGAAAUUUCUCUAUCUCAAAGGUUAAUCUUUUAAUUUCAAAGUAUAUCUUUCAAACAAAGGGAAAUUAAUUCUGCAAGGAUGUUAAUUAAUCGGUUUUUGUUGAUCCUUCGAUGUUUCUUAACUUUUUUUGCUAUGUGACCGUAAUUUAUUCCAUAGAGGACAAUAAAUUGAAUCUUAGAGCUCA